This is a messenger RNA of Lactuca virosa, 1349 nucleotides long. The record is from the annotation of a GenBank genome assembly. NCBI's taxonomy places the organism in Eukaryota, Viridiplantae, Streptophyta, Magnoliopsida, Asterales, Asteraceae.
AUGGAGGGCAAUUUCCCCGAUAUUUUAGCCGAUGGAUUCGGCUCCAGGCACGAUGAUCUCAAUCAAAAAUCGGAUUUAACUUUAAAAUGUGUGGUGGGGUUUGGAGACGAGGAGGAGGAGGAGGAGGUGAUAAAUGAAGAGGAGGAAGAAACAUAUUACCAUGGUACACAGUUAAAAUAUGAUGAUUUAGGUAGUCAUGGUUUGGAGAGGGAACUUGGGCGUACACCUACGCAUGUUGAGCCGUCACUGGACGCGAGUGAACAUCACACAAAAACAAUGACUCCUAUUGGUAGGCCACAACGAAAGAGGGGUGUUCCUUGGUAUCAGCGAACUCCGUUCACAAUGAUGCAAUCCACACCAAAAGUGAAGAAAAUCACCAAAACAAGGGAAAAAAAGCAGUGGAGAGUCCUGAAAAAGCAAAUGAAGACAUUGUGAAUGGAGAGAGUAAUGAUGUUUCAAAUUAGCUCUUGUUGGACAGGUUCAUGCUGCUAGUAUGCUGAGUUUUUGGAAAGAAUGGAGUAUGAUCUCUUCCAACCUCAACACAAAACAUAGGCUGCAUAUACUCCCACUGGAUGUGGAGUUUUGGUCGAGGUUACUUGCAAUUACUGACUCUGGGUGGUUACUUUCUUCGGUAACAUUCGUUAAAUUUAAAUUUUAACUACUUUUUUAGACGAUAAUUUAUAUAAAUAAUUGUAACAUUUUUAUCUUAAAAUGUACAACAUAUUGCGAUAUGGAUUGCCCUGCUCAUGGAAAGACGGCCGACGAACGCAAGGUGGACGAUAUAUCCUCAAGAAAUCAAUUUGCAACUCAGCAAAUCAUUUCUUUUUAGGCAUAUAGCAAAUGGUGUUGGAAGCCGUCCUAAAUGGAAGGAUGUGGAUAUGGUUCUAUUCCCCAUAAAUGUUGUUGCUACCCAUUGGUUUAUGGCGGUGCUACAUUUAGAUACCUGAAAAGUAGAUAUUUAUGAUUCGGCACGAUCCAUGAAUUUCUUCUCAAAGUACCUUACUGGUGGAGAAUUCUAAAGUUUUGGAGAUAGUAUUAUCUCAGAGUUAGAUGUCAUUGAGUACUGGAACGAUUUCCCCGUUUGACACAAAGACAAAGCAAUUGGGGAGUUUAUUGAUUUUGUAGACACGCCACAACAGGAAUAUACUCUUGCUAGAUGGGAUUGUGGAGUAUUCGUAUGCAUGUUUAUGGAAAUGAUUGUUUCGGGGGUACCAGUGAAGAUUGAUAAGCCACGUAGAGAUGCAGGAUUUCUCUACAGAAAAAUAGGAUGACAAAUAUUAUUUGGGAUACUAUAUAACUUGAUUUUGAGAACUUUGUGUAUAUAUUAAUAUGAAAUACUUGUUUUUAGU